Molecule: messenger RNA, 5371 nt
Organism: Doryrhamphus excisus (bluestripe pipefish)
Lineage: Eukaryota; Metazoa; Chordata; Actinopteri; Syngnathiformes; Syngnathidae
Gene: mkks
Product: MKKS centrosomal shuttling protein
Biological process (GO): developmental process; intracellular transport; chaperone-mediated protein complex assembly
Cellular component (GO): kinociliary basal body; nucleus; cytoplasm
Molecular function (GO): ATP binding
Source: RefSeq, a predicted model, not a curated record
AGUAAAAGUUUCAUUCGAUAGAUUUUAAAUCUUUUUAUCUGGCAUAGUAGUAGCGUCUACUAAUGUUUUCAGUAACGGCGUUAACGGUUUGACUUAAUCGAUGAUGUUAAAAGUAGUAGCCGAACCAGCUUGUCCAACAUAUACAAAUAUGCCAACGUAGUUUUCAGUCAUACGUUUCAGGAAAAGUGAUGUCUCGACUGGUCAAGAAAUCUCCAGCGCUUUGCACAGAUCAGCCUUUGGAAACGAGCGACAUCUUGGUCAAAGUUAAUCUUCUGGGUCAGCUUUUCAGAUCUUGUUUUGGUCCUUCCGGAAGAUUGAAACACGUCCACAACAACAUUGGAGGGCAAGUUGUGACCACGUCAACGUCAUCGCUUCUUCUGCCAUACAUUUCUUCGUCACAGCCGUUCCUAAAUCUAAUUUUAUCCUCCAUUCACAAUCACAUCGGUCGUUUCAGUGACGGCGGCUUGUUUGCAGCCAUUGUUUGUUUCACACUUAUUGAACGAGCCAAACAGUUUGCUCUCAAGGGUCAAGUGACCACCGUUGUGUACAAACACCUGUUGGGUCUGUGCACCAGUUACCUUCAACAAGAGGACUGUGGUUGUAAAGUGAACCUCGAUUUUGGCAGCAGUCAUAACUUGAUCACGUUGGCUCGCAGUGUGCUCUGCAGCAAACCAGCAUGUAUGCUAACAGGGCAAGAGGCACUUCACAUUAGCAAGUUAGCAGUGCAAUCCUUUUUAUUAACAGUACCUUCUAACAGCAAUGGCAUAGUAACACUGGGCAUGACACUUCAAGUGACUAUUGAUGGUCUUCCUGUGAAAGACUCUGCAGUGUUCCCAGGCGUUUUAGUAGAAAUGCCGGAUGACUAUGAGGGUUUGGAAAUGAGGAAUCCCACCUCUAAUCCCCUUCGUAUGGUAUUGUUCAGUGCAUCCCUUGCUGGAGAUCUUUCUGAACUAGGAGACGGAACGAUUGAGGUGCACUGUAUUGCAGACAUGGACUCCGACAUCUUGAAUCAGCUCCUUGAGAUUGGCAAACAGGUGGUGAAAGAUGGUGUAAAGUUAUUUGUGUGCCAGAAGGUCAUUCACCCAGUCUUGCAGCAAUAUCUGAGAAGUCAUGGUGUCAUCGUUAUAGAGAGAGUGGGGAUUAAGUUCAUGCAGCCUCUUACUCAACUCUCAGGGUCCCAGCCUGUGGCAACAUUGCUCACAACCAUCCCUACCAAAGUCUACGGGAAGGUGGGGAAUAUGAUUUCUAGACAAUUUGGAUCCAAGACGAUGCUGCAGUUAUAUCCUGCAGGGGAGUCAGUGAUCUGCACCGCGGUGCUGUGUCACAGGAACGAGACAAUGUUAAAUGAACUGAAGGUGGCAUUCCAGAAGACGGAACAUGUGUUGCGUCUCACCCUGAAGGAACCGUUUGCUCUACUUGGCGGUGGGUGCACCGAGACCCACUUAGCUGCUUACAUCAGACACCAGUGUGACACCACUGGAAGCGCGUCCAAGAUAGGCUGCUCGCAGACAGAAUACAUGCUUGGAGUGGAGGCGUUCUGCAGCUCUCUCGAGUCGGUAGCUAAAUCGCUACAACACGACGGUGAGACUUCUCUCGUUGAUCUGACUAGCGCUCACCAUUGGACUCGGCCAGUUGACACGUUGCAAGAGGACACAGAGGCUUGCUUGAACAACUGUGGUUGUGGACUCAUGGAAAGUAGCCCAAAUCACAAGUGGAGUCACUUGAACACUAAAUACCCAGUGUUCUCCCCGGUGUCACUGUCUAGAGGCGAUAAUGUGAAGCCAUGCGUGCUCGACUCUUUCACAGCAAAGCUCAACGCUUUACAAGUUGCUGUAGAAACUGCAAACGUUGCUCUUGACGUGCGAUAUAUCAUACAAGAUGUGAACUAAUAGCGGUUUGUCACAAGCAAAUGACGAUUUAUCGGUGACAACAUAUCAGUUGUCUUUGGCUAUAACACAAAGAAUAUGUCUGCCAAAGGAUGUUUACAUUUUUGCACCAAAAAACAAUUUAACAACUACCAAAAUAGUUGAUUAAUUGAAUCAUUGAUUAAUAACUGUUGCAGCUUUAGUGCUAAAUAUAAGUGGAACCUGGCUGGUCUGGCCCGUGUACAGAUGCAGCGAUCGAAUUAGGUUGGGUUUCGGACCGCGAUUUGUCGGGUUGCAUGCUGUUUUGUAUUUUGUAACAGACUUUUCAAGACUUUUCUAUAUAAAGAAUGUAUGCUUUAUUAGGCAUUAUUAGGAGUAAACCUGAUUAUCACAUACUACAGUAUUAAUUGGCCCUGUACCCUAGAAACCGCCCAUGAAUGAUACGGGAAAAGGCCGAAAUGAUACUGUGUUAAAGCCCAGGGCAGUGAUACUGAUAAAAUAUAGAGUUUAACCAUGUCCAGUAUCAGCCCCCGUAGCUGUCCACUCAGAGCGCGCUGCUCUGGUAUCGUGCCCGUGAAACAACCAAUCAGAGAACAGCACACGAGUGCUUAGUGCAUAGUGCUUCUCCAGUCACCAAAAAACCCAAACUUGAUUAAUGGAACUUUAAUUGUCAGACAUUGAUAAGAUAAGACUGUUGAUAAAAUAUUAUUGUUGAAAUAUUUUUGCAAUUAUUGUGUUUACAUCUUUUGCCACAUUUUCAUAAAGCCAACACAUUUAAUUCAUGUAAAAAUUUUAACUACUGAAGAAUAUAAAAUAAUUACAAAGCAACAGACUACCUUCAGAAUACAGUGUGUCUCCAGUUAAAUGUUUCUAGCUUACUAAUUAUACCUUCUCAUUGAAUACCUCCAUAUUUCCUCCAUACAGAGCAUCUAUCUGGAUAAUUAACCCAUGUGUAAACGACCAGUAAUUAACUGGGUUUGGAAAUAGUAACCUAAGAGUGUAUCCUACAUUUACAUGCAUGAUAUUUUCAACCUGACUCAUUAGUGGGCUUUGAUUUGUAUUCAGUCUUGGGGAGACUGCAGCCCCCUUUUUAAAUGACCUUGAAGAUUUUCUCAAAGUAAAAAUGGAAUCAGAGCUUUUCGAUACUUUGGGUAGUUCUUGAAUGUCUUCUUGUAAUACCUAGAAAACAGCAACCCAAACAAACUAUCACUCAGUUGAUCCUAUACAUAGUGUAGUUGAUACUUCCUAGUAUUUCCAUACCUGUGAUGGUAUAUGGCUCUUGGUCCAAUGAAGCAUGCAGUAAACACCGCAAAUGCCAGUGAUGGAAGGCCCCAAGUGGCCACGGCGUAACCAAACCACUCGAGAAUUUCUCCAAAGUAAUUUGCAGCAGACACGUAUUCAAAAAAACCACCUGCGGGAAAAUAGAACACCUAGAAACGACUCCACACACAGGAGAUACGUUGGGUUCCUGCACGUGUUUCUUACCUGUAGGGACCUUAUAAAUGGCUUCCCCUGGUUUUCUUAACUUACGUAAAGUGUAGUCACUGUGAAUAUUGAUGGCCAUCCCGAUGUAAAACAGUAGUACACCUAAAAGAAAUACACUUUAAAGACUCAUUUGUGUGUGUAUAUAUAUAUAUAUAUAUAUAUAUCACUGGCGGCUGCUGGUCAAUCAAGGAAUAAAUGAAUUUAUUUAUAUGUAAGUUCUAAUAUCUGCCGUGGUGUGCAAUUGUGUGACGCUGUGUAUAAACCGCAAAGUGACAGAAGAGAUUUGCCAAACACAUCAGUAGUCGUUUUUUCACAAAGACAAAGUCUCUGUGGAUCGGUAAAGUCUCCAGAUCAGGUCGAGUGGUUAGCGCGCGUACCUCACAGCUAGAAGACCAGGGUUCAAUUCCACCCUCGGCCAUCUCUGUGUGGAGUUUGCAUGUUCUCCCCGUGCAUGCGUGGGUUUUCUCCGGGUACUCCGGUUUCCUCCCACAUUCCAAAAACAUGCUAGGUUAAUUGGCGACUCCAAAUUGUCCAUAGGUAUGAAUGUGAGUGUGAAUGGUUGUUUGUCUAUAUGUGCCCUGUGAUUGGCUGGCCACCCGUCCAGGGUGUACCCCGCCUCUCGCUCGAAGACAGCUGGGAUAGGCUCCAGCACCCCCGCGACCCUCGUGAGGAAAAAGCGGUAGAUGAAUGAAUGAAUGAAUGAAUGAAUGAAUGGUCGGGGCACAAACAUGGAGGCGCGUAGGCCCAUGUGAGUGCAGGCCAGAGGCUGAUCGCCUUGAUUGGACUCUCCCAGGUGUCACCUGGAGGAGUGGGGGAUUAACUGGGUGGUAGUUGGGUAAUCUAAGUUGUUAUGUGUAAUCGAGUGCUUAAAUGUAUACAGGAAGCAAAACUUCAGUGUGGGACUCUUGAAAGACUUUUGUAAUAUAAAAGAAGGGUGUUAUAAAUGUAAAUAUGGUACCUUUUAGACGUAUUGCCUCACCCUCUCAUUGGGGAAUUAUAGUUGGCCCUUCACGGGUAAAAGGUGAGAGGCCUGUUGUGUGUAUGCUGGGGGAAAUGCUGUUGCACGGUCUGGUGAAAUAAACUUGAAGAGCUCUCAACUUCAUGUCUGGUGUGCAUUUCAGCUGCUAGUAAGAGGCCAUUUUUUCCAACCUAAAAUCUUACACAAGCAGUUCACUUUGUUACCGUUCUCGGCGGGGGGCAGUGUGAACCCUAACCCUAACCCUGUCAUUGUAUGCAAUUAGCAGAUCAUCGAUUGUCAUUAUAUCGUCAGCGCAGUGUCAAAGCAUCGGUCUCCAGCGCAAGGCAGUUAUAUCCAUCGUGAGCGCAGAAAUCGAUUUGUGCAGAUCCAUCAUUAUCGCGUAAUAUUAUCACACGCUUUGACAUAUUUCGCAAACACAGACAUGUGCAGAUGUUAUUGCUCUGCAGGAAGCAUUUUUAAAUAUGAGCCUCCAUUUUUUUCCCACUUUUCACACACCCACCAAUGUAGACGCAAACGUCAGACGUCCGCUCAUCCAUAUGAGCACAAUGCAGCAAGUAGUGUCCCUGCACGAAGCCAUUCACGGAGCAGAAGAAGCCCGCCCCUAGCAUCACACUCUGUGGCAAUGGAUUCCCUCUGAUCAGGAGUGAAUAGAUGAAUGUUCUGGGAUGGGGUGGAAUAAGUAUUUGGAAAAUUUAACCAUUAAUACACUUUUUCCAAUUAUAUCACAAAGAUGACAUGGCAGUUUUUUCUUGGACUAUAUAUAUCUUCUUAGCCUAACUGUUGGCUUACUAAAUAUCAAAGCAGCCCUCAAUGGAAAAACAUUUGGACACCCUGGGCAUGGAAUUAAUAUCACCCAUAUUGUCUCGCUAUACUUCUUACAGAGUAGUACAAAUGCAAUAUAAUCAAUAUGCAAUCAUUAGUACAUAUAAUUUCUUUUAACACCUUUCAUGUUAUAUGAUGUAAUGUUCCAAAAGCAGAAAGGGACAUCAUUUUAAAUAAUUAUACAUACUGUAUGUAAAUCUCAUAAUACUGCAUUAAUACU